Clunio marinus is the source of this 1769-nucleotide messenger RNA. The record is from the annotation of a GenBank genome assembly. NCBI's taxonomy places the organism in Eukaryota, Metazoa, Arthropoda, Insecta, Diptera, Chironomidae.
AGGAUUUUGUUUCUUGUCGUAACGUCACGACUGUAGUCGACUGUUGUAAAAAUAUUUAUAAUUUCAUUUGUAAAAAUGAUCGUUAAUCAGUUAAUGUCCUUUUUUAUGGUAUCAUGACAGUUGUCACAAGUCACGAUUUUAAAGCUUAUCUUUGAAAGUAAAAAUUAAUUCAUGCAGAUCAUUCAUUUACUGUCCAAAAUUGUAUUGCACAGGUUUGCAAAUUGAUAUAUAAAUAUCGAUUGGUCUUUUUGUUUUGUAGUAGAAAAACUCUGAUUAAUGAACGGUGAAACAUCUUCCGUGUUGAUACGAAAUGAAUCAAGUGGCCAUUCAAUUCACUUGCAGCGCGUUGCUAAUUUUAUUAAGCACUGUUCACAUUGUCCCUGUAAGUACCGGAGGCGAUACUCAACCAUCCGUAAUACCUAUGUGUGAAUUUGCAAAUGACGGCUCCUUUAUAAUUGACCAGACCGCAAGCUGUGCUCUGUCAUGUGAAUCAGAUGUCUUUCAAAAAAUUAAUUUGAUAGUAACAAGUAUGCCAAUCAGUCCUUUUGUUUAUUGGGCGCAAAGUGAAGAUCAAGUAUCAUUAAAAGUUGAUCUGAAAGAUGCGACGAAUGUAAAUGUCAAGGCCGACUGUGCAAAGGUCAAUUUUUCAGCGACCGGUGUUGGAGCUCAAGGGUUCAAAGAAUAUAAAUUUACUUUAGAUCUAUUAAAUGAAAUCGAUAAUGAGAGAAUCAAAAUAUCACAAACUGGGAAUAAAAUUGACAUUUUUUUGCCUAAAAUUAAAUCAGGCUUCUGGUCACGGCUGAUUUGUCAGCCACAAAAACCUUCAUGGUUGAAAAUCGAUUUUGAUCGUUGGCAGUCAGAAGACCCAGAAGAUAAUGAAGAAGGUGAAUUGCAACGAGAUGUCAUGAAAGAUUAUCCAAAUAUGUACGAUCAAUUGCAAAAAGCAGAACUUGGCUUCAGAAGAGAACGAUUUAAGAAGGUUUACUUAGUGCUCUAUAAUCUGUUCCAAUUUGUUGGCUUCAUGUACAUACUCAUCGUUAUGGGCAUCAGAUAUUACCGUGAUGGCCCUGCAUCUAUGCCGGGAACUUAUGAAGCAGUUGGAAAUGCAUACAAAUUUGUACAACUGCUUCAAUAUUUAGAAGUUAUGCAUCCACUCUUUGGUUAUACAAAAGGUGGUGCUUUCUUCCCAUUCGUACAAAUUUCUGGUCGAGCAUUCAUCUUAUUUGCUAUGAUUGAGCAUGAACCACGAAUGAUGACGAAACCAGUUGUCUUUUAUUUGUUUAUCAUUUGGGGAGUCAUAGAAAUAGUGAGAUAUCCAUAUUAUUUGUCGCAGUUGUUGAAGUUUGAAAUGGGAUUACUUACAUGGCUUCGUUAUUCACUUUGGAUUCCUUUAUAUCCUUUGGGUGUGUUAUGUGAAGGAAUAAUCAUCCUCAGAAACAUCCCGUACUUUGAAGAGACAAAACGGCUUACAGUUGCCAUGCCCAACAAAUGGAACAUGUCUUUUCACAUGCCAACUUUUAUGUAUAUUUAUCUCAUAUUUUUAAUUCUGCCUGGAAUAUAUUUCGUCAUGACGCAUAUGCAAACAAUUCGAACGAAAAAACUUGGAGGCCAACGCUCAAAAUUAGAUUAGUUUAACUCUUCUUCGUGACGAAUAAUUUUUAUUAAUUUUUAAAGUGUUAUUAAAUUUAAUACAUCAGACAAUGGGAAAUAAAUUAGCUCAUGUUUCUUUCACACGUUUCGUAAUAUUUUUAUCUUCUUUUACAGUUUAU